AUGGGCGUAUACACCGUGCGCGUGGCCACGGGGAGCUCGCUCCUGGCAGGCUCCGUAAACUGUGUGCAUGUGUGGCUGGUGGGCGAGUACGGAGAGCAGUAUCUCGGAAACCUGCGGCCGCACCAACCCGGCAGGGAGACCGAGUGGAAAGUCAAAGUCCGUGUUCACCUGGGGCGCGCCCUGCUGGUGAAACUAUGCAAACACACACUCCUGGUGGAUUCUGACUGGUUCUGCAAGUGGAUCACCGUUCAGGGCCCAGGGAUCCAGGACAAGGCCCUCUUUCCCUGCUACCACUGGGUGCAGGGCGACGCGAUUAUCUGGCUGCCUGAGGGCACUGGUGGGGCGCUGGGGAAGGGGGUGCGGCUGGAGGCGGCAGCGGUGGAGGGGAGACGCUAUGGUGCACAUAUAGCUCUGGGAGCAGCAUCAUUACUUCUUGUCAUCACCUACCCCCUGAUGAAGAGAAUUACAUACUGGCCUCAGCUAGCCCUGGGGCUGACAUUCAAUUGGGGUGCGCUACUUGGCUGGUCAGCUGUGAAGGGCUCCGGUGACCCCUCUGUGUGCCUGCCUCUGUACUUUGCUGGGGUCAUGUGGACACUAAUCUAUGAUACUAUUUAUGCUCAUCAGGACAAAAGAGAUGAUGCCCUGAUCGGCCUCAGGUCCACGGCGCUGCUGUUCCAAGAAAACACCAAGUGGUGGCUGAGCGGCUUCAGCGCGGCCAUGCUGGCAGCUCUAACCCUGGUGGGCGUGAGCUGUGCCCAGACCCCGCCCUACUAUGCAGCCCUUCUCACCGUCACUGCCCAUUUGGCGCACCAGAUCUCAGGGAGGACGCGGGAGGACCUUCCGAGGGACGAGCGGUUCCUGGAGGAUAAGGAUUUUGAUUUCAACUUCUCUUUCAUAAAAGGGUUGAAGAAUUUGGCUAUCAAGGAGACAUUAGAUUUUACAGUUUGUAUAAGAAGCCUAAAAGAUGUGAAGGAAAAAUUCCCGAAAGGAAAGACUCCUCUGGCUGGUCAGGUCUAUGACUCUUGGAAGGAUGACGCCCUCUUCGGGUACCAGUUCCUCAACGGGGCAAACCCCAUGCUUUUGAGGCGCUCUAAGAGCCUGCCAGCCCGGCUGGUGCUGCCCCCAGGGAUGGAAGACUUGCACGCCCAGCUGGACAAAGAGCUUCAGCUCCUGAUUCCCCACUUUCGCUACACCAUGGACAUCAACAUGUUGGCCCGGAAUAGACUCAUCUCUAAAUAUGGAAUUUUUGAUCUGGUGGUGAGUACAGGCAGUGGCGGCCACAUGGAUAUUCUCCAGAGAGCCACAGCUUGUUUGACAUAUCGUUCCUUCUGUCCUCCUGAUGAUCUGGCUGACCGUGGGCUCCUAGAUGUGAAAUCUUCUCUCUAUGGCCAAGAUGCCUUCAGGCUAUGGGGAAUCAUCAGUCGGUAUGUGAAAGGGAUGGUUGGGCUUUUCUACAAGAGUGAUGAAGCUGUGAAGCAGGACCCAGAGCUGCAGGCAUGGUGUAGAGAAGUCACUGAGGUUGGACUGCAGGGGGCCCAGGACCGAGGGUUCCCCCUCUGCUUAGAGUCCCGGGAUCAGCUCUGUCAUUUUGUUACCAUGUGCAUCUUCACGUGUACUGGUCAGCAUUCUUCUGCCCACCUGGGCCAGCUGGAUUGGUACUCCUGGGUCCCUAAUGGCCCUUGUACCAUGCGAAAACCCCCACCCACCUCCAAGGAUGUGACAGAGAAGGAUGUACUGGACUCACUGCCUAGUCUCCAGCAAGCCCAUAUGCAGCGGACUGUCACCAACUUCCUUGGCAGACGCCAACCUGUCAUGGUGUCCCUGGGGCAGCAUACGGAGGAAUAUUUCUCGGGUCUUGAGCCCCAGGAAGUGCUGAAGCAAUUCCGAGAGGAGCUGACUACCAUGGACAAAGAAAUUGAGGACCGGAAUGCACGCCUGGACUUACCCUAUGACUACCUUCAACCCAGCAAGGUGGAAAACAGUGUGACCAUCUGACAGACCCGUGCCCUCAACCCCAAAGCUCACUGUUUCCACACUGAUUAAUUUUCCAAAUUUUGCUUAAAAUUUGUCUCUGCCUUUGCUAAUUAUAAUACCUUUAGUAGUAUACCUAAACUAGUUAGUACUACUUUUAGUAUAACCACUAAAUCCUGGAAUC
Messenger RNA from Octodon degus (degu), 2155 nucleotides. RefSeq names its product arachidonate 12-lipoxygenase, epidermal-type-like. Bases 1 to 1995 code for a protein of 664 amino acids. Gene Ontology annotation, cellular component: cytosol; plasma membrane. Gene Ontology annotation, molecular function: arachidonate 15-lipoxygenase activity; transferase activity, transferring alkyl or aryl (other than methyl) groups; iron ion binding. The transcript has 12 exons. The record is from RefSeq and is a predicted model, not a curated record. Gene Ontology annotation, biological process: linoleic acid metabolic process; lipid oxidation. NCBI's taxonomy places the organism in Eukaryota, Metazoa, Chordata, Mammalia, Rodentia, Octodontidae.